Molecule: messenger RNA, 687 nt
Organism: Enterospora canceri
Lineage: Eukaryota; Fungi; Microsporidia; Enterocytozoonidae
Source: the annotation of a GenBank genome assembly
AUGAUAAUUCGGUGUAUUUUUGCUAACACGAUUAAGUUUCUCUUGGAUGUGAAUGAGAAUGAUACAGUAUUCAAUAUAAAACGUAAAUUGGUUGAGUUGCUGGCGAUUUACUACAGAAGAGAUGUUGUGGGAGUGAGUUUAUUGGAUGAUGAUGGUUUUGAGAUACUUGACUGCUUACCAGUGAAGAUUGUGAUGGAUUGUAAAGUGCUGAAUGUUAUAUCCAAUCUAUUUACAAUAUCGCAGAGUGAUUUUGAGAAGAUAAUGGGUGAUGAUGUGACGAUAUUUAGUAACAAGACAGAACGAAUAGCAAUAAAGAAGACAAAGGUAGAAAAGGAUAAAGAAGUACGAAAAGUAAUGAAGAGGGUAGUAGAAACCAAGAAGAUGGAGAAAGAUGAAAGUGAAAUAAGUGAGGUGGUAAUAAAGAAAGAAGGAAUAGAAUGUAAGAAGGAAUCUCUGAUUGAAAAGCCUAAAGAGUAUGUGAAAGAGAAUAUAACAAGAAUCACUAAAGAAAAAGCCAGGGAAGAGCCAUUGGUUAAAGUAGUUGCAGGAAUAAAAGCACAAAAAAUCGAAACAGCAGUAACGAAUAAGAAAGAAGCAGAUAAACAGUUAAUACAGUCUAAAGAAAAGAAGAAUGGGUAUAAGGAGCUAAAGAAAAAGAAGAUACGAGAAAUAAUACAAUUUCUGUAA